Molecule: messenger RNA, 1300 nt
Organism: Capsicum annuum
Lineage: Eukaryota; Viridiplantae; Streptophyta; Magnoliopsida; Solanales; Solanaceae
Product: protein FAR-RED-ELONGATED HYPOCOTYL 1-LIKE
Exons: 3
Coding region: 339-1118 (259 amino acids)
Biological process (GO): response to red or far red light
Source: RefSeq, a predicted model, not a curated record
AAAUUGCACUGAUGAAAUUAUAUUGAAUGCAUUAUUAUUGUUAUUACAAUCACACAAAUAUGUAUAAUAUAAUUCUUAAAAUGAAAAUUUAAAUUCCAUAUACAGUUAAAAAAACUUCAGAUAAAUUAAAACGGAGUAUAAUUUAAGUGCAAUCAUUUACAUAAUUUGAUGCAGGUAUAGUGGAUUAUAAUUAAAUUCCAACUUCAUCAUAUAGUAUAAUAAUAUAGUCUAGUGUCACCUUCACCCCCCAUCUCCCCAUCUACUUUCUGCAUUCUCCCAAUGGGUCAUAAUAAUCCGUACACCUAAAUUCCUUCAUUUUUUUUCGAGCUGCAAAAAAUAUGGAGGAUGAAGAUAUGCAUAUCUGUCCUCAUAUCAACAGUGUUGAUAUGAGCAAGUUGCUACCUACCAGCCUUGCGUACUUAAAUAAGAAAAGAAAGUUUCAAGCUGAACAAUUGGGAAUGCCUCUACCAAAACAUGUGUGCUCGUAUCAUAGUUCUGCUGAAUGUAGUUCUUCACAUCCUGGCGUAGAGGCUAAGGAGUCUUUGGCAUGCAUGAGUACAGUAGAAAAUGCUGCAAGGGUCCAGGAUGAUGAUUCAGAACUCGAAUCUGAGAAUGGCAGCAAUUGCUUCUCUGGAGAUGCUGACUCUGUCACGUCUCACGAGGCUAAAAUUCAUCCUGGAUAUCUGAAAUCAUGUUCGUCCGAUCAGGCUUCAACGUCAUCUGUUAAUUUGGGUGGUGACUGGUCCAGAAAUGUCCUUUAUUCUUUGGAGAGCAGAUCAAUAACAAAAUUAAUGCCUGAUAGGUCAGAGCAAUCCCCUACUGGCAGAGGAUGGGGUAUUCUACAUCAUGGUUCUGGAUGCCACCCAUCAAUGGAUUAUGAGGAGCAUUUGUUGGGAUUUGGGAAUCAUGGGGAUUGCACUUGCGCAGAAUGCAGAACUGAGGACAUUGAGCUGGCAAUGGAAAAAGAACUUGAAAAUUUGCUAAACUCCAAUGUGAAUCCAAACAAUUAUGUUCUUUCAUCAGGAAGAUGGACUGUUAACCAAGAUUCACAGCCAAGUUCCACGAAACUAACCAUUGAUAAAGAGUUUGAGCAGUACUUUUCCAUGCUUAUGAUGUAACAGAAACCAUUCAGUUCGAAAGGCUGGCUUAUAUGUCGUUAAUAAUUGGUUUCAAAUGGCUUGUUUAUAUGGUGCUAUUAUUUGCUAUUGUAUGCAUCCCUUGUAGCAACAGAAACAAAUAUGAGAACUUGGUAAUGUAACUGCCCCAAAUGGUUAUUGUACAGAAGCUUUUGCUUGCCUAA